Girardinichthys multiradiatus is the source of this 1515-nucleotide messenger RNA. RefSeq names its product putative nuclease HARBI1. NCBI's taxonomy places the organism in Eukaryota, Metazoa, Chordata, Actinopteri, Cyprinodontiformes, Goodeidae. The record is from RefSeq and is a predicted model, not a curated record. The transcript has 2 exons. The coding region runs from base 340 to 1449 and encodes 369 amino acids.
ACGGCAGCAGAAAGAAGACAAGUAUUUAUUGAAGUAUUUACUGGAAAAUCAAGUUUAUUUUACUGUAUUUAGCCUACAUGACAUUGAUUUUAAUGAAUUAUCAAAAAUGAAUAAAAUGUUGAAAUGUGCAAUGAAAAAACAGUCGGUGAAUAAUGAGUGACCAGUAGAGGGCCCCAACGUGCCGUUGUUGGAGCUUCCAGUCACUUACUGUCAGAAGAAGACUGUUGUUUUGCUUAGCUCUGAGUGCAUCUACUGUAGUUUAGCAUACAUUUAGAAUAAUUUAUUUACUGGUUUGUUGGACCUACAGCCAGUUACACUGUGGGGUGUAUUUUUAACCAAAUGGCCUUCCCGGCGCCAGUGUGGCUCGCAGUCCAGGAAGAGCUGCUGGGAAGCGGCGAGCCAGAGGAGGACUUUGGCUGCCGGAGCUGUUUCGACAGCUACACCGAUGAGGCUUUGUUUGAGACCUUCCACCUCUCCAGACCCUGCAUCUCCUUCAUCACAGAGGCCGUCCGCAUGCGCGUCAAGUCGGCCGCCUUCAAGAAGACACAGCCGCCCGUGGACGUGAUGCUCAUGACUGCGCUGAACUACUACGCCCACGGCAUGUUCACCUCUUCUGUGCAGACGAAGGCUGGGAUCAGCCAGUCGGUCAGCCUCCCCGCCUUGGUCAGCACGGUCUCCGGCGUUAUUGCGGGAAUGUCCGAUGUUUUUAUCUCCUUCCCCCUCACAGCUGAAGCCAGAAUCAGAACCGCGUCCAAGACCGAGGAGCUCUGCGGGAUUCCCAGCGUCCUGGGAGUCCUGGCUCCGGCGCACUUCAAGAUCAGAGCCUCUCCCUACGACAAGAAAUCAUUCAAGUCCUUCAUUAACAGCCAGGGUUACACAUCGGUGGUGAGCCAGUUCAUAUGCGACUCUGAGGGCAACAUACUAAGCGUGGAAAAAUGCUGCGUGGGCAGCACCUUUGAGCAGGAGCUGUGGGACUCAUCGUUCAAAGGAAGGGAGGUGGAGGACGAUCUGCACGGGCCGUUUUGGUUUAUUGGUGGGAAAGGCUACCAGAUAAGCAAACACGUCUUGACUCCUGUGUCGGAGCCGGUGAACGACAGGGAGGUCCGCUUCAAUGAGGCCCAUGCAAAGAUCCACAAAGUCAUGCAGAGGAUGCUCUGCUCCAUGAAGAGGCGUUUCAGGUGUCUGCUGCAGCUCGGCUUUGUCGAAGAAACCUCUCUGAACAAAAAGUCCAACAUUAUCAAGGCCUGCAGUGUGCUGCACAACAUCGCCAAAAAGUUCUCCGUUCCUCUUCCUCCUGGCGCCGGGAGUGAUGAGCUUCCUUAUCCGGGCAAGUCGUAUUCAGCUCCAGUUGAGAUCAACGCAGAGGCACUAAAAGCCAGACAGGAACUUAUUGACAGGAACUUCUCUGUCCUACCAAACAGUCGGAACUCAUCUGGAAGCAAUAUUUAAAGGAGGAUGUGUAAAAUAUGUUCUGUUAUCUACUGUGAAAUUAAAGAGAACAUUUGUUUUUCUUCA